UUGCAUCCAUGAAGAUAGAGCAGGAGAAGAGGUAUGCUCUCCUUUUAGCGGCCAAGGACUCGGACUACGUCACGAAGAUGUAUAAUGGCUACUUCAACGUGUUUGUACAAGCCUUCGGGGAGGAAGGUGAGAGCUGGGACUUGUUUAGGGUGGUGGAGGGAGAGUUUCCCGACAUGGAAGACCUCGACAAGUAUGAUGGCUUCGUCGUCAGCGGCAGCCCUUAUGAUGCCUAUGGCAAUGACCUGUGGAUCCUGAGGCUGUGCUUUCUUCUCCAAACGUUGCAUGCCAUGCACAAGAAAGUUCUAGGGAUUUGCUUUGGCCACCAAGUUAUAUGCCGCGCGUUGGGCGGUCGGGUUGCCAAGGCUGGUGGAGGUUGGGAUGUCGGGAUCAGGAAGGUGAUCAUGGUGGACGAUGACAUGCCUCGCCCUAAGCUCUUCGAUCGACUGGGAGAGACCCCACCCUCCGCUUUGAUCAUCGAAUGCCACCAAGACGAGGUGUGGCAAGUUCCGGUGGGAGCUGAAGUGAUCGGCUUCUCGGAGAAGACCGGCGUGGAGAUGUUCUGCGUCGGAGAUCACAUCCUAGGCAUUCAAGGACAUCCCGAGUACGGCAAGGACAUACUCUACAACCUCAUGGAUCGUCUUGUUAGCAGUGACUGUAUCAAUGGAUGCUUUGCCGAUGAUGUGAAGGCGAGCUUGGAGGAGGCUGAACCAGAUAACCAGUUCUGGGAGAAGCUGUGCAAGACCUUCCUCAAGGGUAACAACAAUGAGAUCUGCUGUGCAGUAAAAGUUGACUGAGGAGAUGAUCAACAUAGAUCUCUAAGUUGGUCACCUUCUUACAUAUGAUGUACCGAUGAAAAUGAGUAUUCCAUAUCAAUGUGUAUGAUUGGAUAAAAGAUAUGUGGUUAUCUUAUGAAUUGCAUUUCAAA
This is a messenger RNA of Musa acuminata subsp. malaccensis (wild Malaysian banana), 925 nucleotides long. RefSeq names its product gamma-glutamyl peptidase 5-like. Gene Ontology annotation, cellular component: cytosol. The record is from RefSeq and is a predicted model, not a curated record. NCBI's taxonomy places the organism in Eukaryota, Viridiplantae, Streptophyta, Magnoliopsida, Zingiberales, Musaceae.